UCCCUCGUCGGCCCGUGCUGUAUGGAAAACAAGCGCCCCUCUCUGGCAGGGCUCAGGAACAGGAAGUCAGGAAACAGGAACGAAUCUCGGAGAAAAGAAAAGUUGCAAUACAAGUUUAUGAAAGAUGAGCCGAAUUUAUCACAACACGUCUCUACAGAACAAACCAGUGCACAAUGAGAAAUUUGACCGCGUGUGGUCUCCCUCUACGUAUGAAAGCGGCCAGGGGGUUCUUCUAGAAGGAAAGCUACUGGAUGUUUCCAGACAUGCCAUCAGUGACGUCAACAAUCAAAAGGUCCGUUUCUACGUGCUGUACAUCAAACCCAGCCGCAUCCAUCACAGGAAGUUUGAUGCCGGUGGUACGGAGAUGGAGCCAAACUUCAGCAACACCAAAAAGGUCAACACCGGCUUCCUCAUGUCCUCCUACAAGGUGGAGGCUAAAGGGGAGUCGGACUGUCUGUCUGAGGAGCAGCUGUCAGCGAUGGUGAACAAAGCUGAGCUGGUGAAGAUAACUGACCAGCACCGACCCAGCGGGACCUGGGCCUUCUGGUACCCAGAGUCAGAGAUGGACACAACCGAGCUGGAAACGGGACAGGAUAUACGGCUGAAGACCCGAGGAGACAGUCCUUUUAUAUUCUCCUUAGCCAAAGUGGACGGCGGCACGGUGACCAAGUGUAACUUUGCUGGCGAUGAAAAGGCCGGGGCGUCGUGGACGGACAAGAUCAUGGCCAACAAAGCAGACGCGGUCAGCACUCUGAAGCCCGGCCAAGGAGAGGGAGCAGAGGAGGAUGAAUGGGAUGAGUGAAGAAGCCGUCCCCCCCCCACUCCCCCAUCAGCCUGAUGUCUUGGCUCUGUUCCUGUCUCCAGGGUGAACUGCUUCAGUUUGGAUCCAUUCCUGUCUCUGUCUUGGCCUUGGGACUCCCACAUUUUACCGGGGUACUUAACCUCUUACAUAUGUGGCCUUGGGACUGGAAACCUGGCGUCACUUCUACAAUAUGGGACCAGACCCCUCCAGCUCCAUGUGUGUAUCUUAGCUGUGAUGCACACUGUCUUUGAAACUUAAGCCUUGUAUACUUUGGAUAAGAUCCCCAAAUUUAUAUGACUGGAAUUUAAGCUCUGCUUUUUUUUAAUCUUUUGGGCUUAUUCUUCUACUCUUGCCCAUUUGUGUCCAACUUUAAUCCAGAGUAUCUGCAUAGCCUGGUAUUAAUGACCCAAAUAUCUGUAGUUUUACAGCACACUUGUUGCUCCUUCCAUACUGUAAUUGAAGUCCUGUCUAGAGAGACUCGUAUUUUAAAGAGCUGUGUUUUUCGUUUCACAGGCUCAGUACACCGCUUUAGUUCUGUGUGACAACUGAAGGGUUGGGAACCGAAAACCCAGUUCCAAAUUAGAACCGAAUCCAAAACCAAUCCAAAUUCCAAGAACUGUGUACUCGUAAAAUGAAAAUGAAUUUCGGUUCUGCUUAUCAACUCCUCAACAACUACACAUGGCGCUCUUUCUGGAUUGGACGACGCCGGGCUCUGCGAUACAUUUAGUUUUUUGGGGAAGUAUGGGCAGCUGUGUGCGCCAUGGACACACUCGCUACGCACACAGACACACACAUCAUCACUCUUAAAGGUGCAGUAAGUGAUUCUGCACAAAGAUGGUUGAUUGUUGAUUCACGGACAGAUAACUACUGGCCAGCACAUUCAAAUGCUGCCUCCCCCCACCAUCAACUGUGGGUGCUUGUUGCCAAUUGGCUGAAACAGUGUUUUGUGGCUUGUGCACUCCUUCCUGUUUGUUUUGUAUCACACUGCCAGGGCUGUGGAUUAACGCCAGGUUUCUUUUCAGCACAGACAGAAAACAGAGAGCUAGGUGACCAUGAGGAAAUAUUCACUGAAUUUGUAUUAGAUUAACAUCACUUACUAUACCUUUAACCCAGUUUUUUCUCCAAAACACAACAAAUGUUUUAACUCGUAUGGUGUUUAUAUUGACCAACAUUUGAUGUAUGAAGUUAACAAGCCUGCCUCUGUCUGUCUCCGUGUAGUCUCUCUUGCCAGCGCUAUCUCCACAGCGCUGCGGAUUAAGGUCUGGCUACACCGCACAUACAUUCCUGGAUAAGAGGAAAAAACGCUCUGGCUUGUUUACAUUUCUUUAAACCAAUCACAGUUGUCUUGGGCGGCACUAAGCUCCGGACGCAGUCGACGGUGGCUCUGCACAAGGGUUAGUAGUGCAAUGAAUGAUUUGGUUCUUCAGUUCUGUCAAGACACAUGGUCAUUGGCUGCUUUUUAAACAAUGAACAGGCUUAAAAACAAUCCUGUGCAUUUAGUUAUGCAUGCACAAAAAAAAGUAUCCAAACCUCCAGGUAUUCCAUUCAUGACAUGGACACAAUUGUAUCAUUGUUAUUCCAUUGUUACUAAGUCAGUAAAGAUGACCUGUAUUAUUUUCAACCAGUUGAACAAAAACGACAUAUACCCCUAUUUAACACAAUAACAAUGUUUUAUAAUUAAAAAUAACAAUUUGAACAACAUACAAGAAUAAUUAGUUUCCUCGAUUACAACAUAUUAUACACAUAUUGACAUUCUCCCUAUAACGAUAGAGGAAGUUUGGACUUGUGCAACUGGAAAUUGGCAGCAUCAAAACGCUGGUGAAUGUCAAUAAUCUUAAGAUUAAUAUAACCAAUGGCCGUUUCAAAUCAUUUUCCACAGCAAAAAGUUUGGAUUGUAAAAUAAUUUUGAUAAAAUUUUGAAAAGUUAAUCUGGUACAAUUUGAAUCACGCAUAAACAUUUUCAAACAAACAACUAUACUUUAAAGUUGACUGAUGCUAUAUCAACAUCCUGUGCAAAAGUAGUUCCAACAGUGGAGUAAAAAUGGUGUUACUUUGACUGUUGGCUAUAUACAGUAAAUAAUGUCUACGUAAACCCUGCUGUGAUUUUACUUUGGUAUGUACCAGUCUUAUCUGCUGCACAGUCACAGUUCAGUUUGGUCAGUUAUUUUCUGGGAAACUGAAUGUAUUAAAGGGUAACUACAAUUUUUUUAUCACCGUUUUUGUGUCUAAGUGAUUGAUGGGAACAACAAUCUUUGA
Messenger RNA from Perca flavescens (yellow perch), 3058 nucleotides. RefSeq names its product actin related protein 2/3 complex inhibitor (gene arpin). The transcript is spliced from 6 exons. NCBI's taxonomy places the organism in Eukaryota, Metazoa, Chordata, Actinopteri, Perciformes, Percidae. The record is from RefSeq and is a predicted model, not a curated record. Gene Ontology annotation, biological process: negative regulation of actin nucleation. Bases 125 to 802 code for a protein of 225 amino acids.